Mytilus trossulus (common blue mussel) is the source of this 919-nucleotide messenger RNA. Its product is annotated as pyridoxal 5'-phosphate synthase subunit PdxT-like. Gene Ontology annotation, biological process: pyridoxal 5'-phosphate biosynthetic process; pyridoxine metabolic process. Lineage: Eukaryota; Metazoa; Mollusca; Bivalvia; Mytilida; Mytilidae. Gene Ontology annotation, cellular component: glutaminase complex; cytosol. Gene Ontology annotation, molecular function: glutaminase activity. The coding region runs from base 134 to 859 and encodes 241 amino acids. The transcript has 3 exons. The record is from RefSeq and is a predicted model, not a curated record.
GAUAUGCCCUUAAUAAGCCUCUUAUAUUAUCUUGUUUAUGUUUAUAGAAUUUUAAGCCAUUGACUUAUGCAACGUGUUGUUUAUAGCUUAUACAACUAAUUUAUAUAACUCAAAUUUAUGUAAACGAAAAAGGAUGCCAUCUGCCAUGCCAGAAGACUCCUCCAAAAGAGAUAAAUUAGUAAUUGGUAUCUUAGAAGUACAAGGAGCAUUCAAUGAACAUCACGUGGCACUGCGUAAAGCUCAAAAAUGCUUAAAUAUUCCUAACUUAGAAAUUAUUGGUGUUAGACAUCCGGACCACAUAUCUGACAACAUGGACGGCCUUAUAAUUCCUGGUGGUGAAAGUACAACCAUUAGCUUAUUUCUGAAACGUAAUAAAAUGGAUGACCCUUUGCGGAAGUGGAUAAACUCAAAAGGUCAUGUGACCUGGGGCACAUGUGCUGGAAUGAUACUGUUAUCCAAGCAGACAGAAAACCAAAAGAUAGGCGGACAACCCUCGCUGGCUGAAAUGGACAUAGACGUUUCCAGAAACUUCUUCGGUCGUCAGAUCAACAGCUUUGAAGCACCAGUAAAAUUAAAGCACACACUUUUUGUUCCCGCGGAUUUUAAGAACUAUGCUACAGGUGAAAUAUAUCAUGGUGUUUUUAUCCGGGCACCUGCAGUUGUAGAAAUCUGCAGUCCAGAAGUAAAUGUUUUAGCGACACUUGAUAGAUCCGGAAGUGGACAGACUGAAGUUAUUGUUGCAGUGCAACAGGGUAAUAUGUUAGCUACCGCCUUUCACCCGGAACUGACAGAUGAUGUCAGAUGGCAUACACACUUCAUAGAGAUGACAAGUAUGGCAAAGCGAAAUAGUAAUGUGUGAUAAAUAAUUUUUAACCUUUGUAUUUUAUAAUUAUUCAUUUUAAUUAAAUGUUCAAAUUAA